CAGGCUAAAAGUUUGGUGGGGACAUUGACAAGGUAUUAUCUUGUUUAUUUUGUGAAGUGCUUAGAAACUGCAACAAGCUGAUGCAAUCAGUCGAUGCUCCCCAGACUGAUGAUUGUUUGGUUUGAAUGUCCAGCUCACGUGCUGCUGUGUUCAGAAAAGAUAUUAAUAACAGCGAGAUGAAGGAGCAGUGACUGUGUUAAGGAUGAGGGCACUCGACACAUGGAAAAUCUGCAGUGAUGGAUAAUGUCUCUCUGGUAACAAUGUUUUUUCUUUCAGGUUUGAAUGAAACAAAGAACCACAGAUUUACUGUCUUUUCUCUCACUUUACUGUACUACUGUUUGAUUUUGCUGGCAAAUAUUUCGCUUAUUGUGAUCAUCAUCUUGGAUAAAAACCUGCAUGAACCAAUGUAUAUUCUGCUGUGCACUUUUUGCAUGAAUGGACUUUACGGCACAGCAGGUUUCUACCCCAAGUUUCUCUGGGAUCUGCUUUCUCCUGUUCAUGUUAUCUCUUAUUCUGGAUGCCUCGUUCAGGCUCUUGUCAUGUACUCGUUUGCCUGCAGUGAUCUGUCUAUUCUUGCAGUCAUGGCAUAUGACAGAUAUGUGGCUAUAUGUCGACCACUGGAGUACCACUCUGUCAUGUCAAGGCAAAGACUCAUGAUGUUAGUGUGUUUCUCUUGGAUAACACCUGUCUACAUCAUGGCCGUAAACAUUUUUCUAACAUCUAGACUGAAGCUAUGCAGUCCAUAUAUUGCCAAGCUUUUUUGCGUGAAUUGGAUUAUUGUUAAACUUGCUUGUUUCCCAGCUGACACUGCUGUUAACAAUGUAGUUGCAUACAUUACAAUCAUCAUUUAUGUCCUUCACGGUGUUUUUAUAGUUUGGUCCUACAUGUAUCUCAUUAAAACGUGUGUGAAUUCUAGAGAAAACAGGGCAAAGUUCAUGCAGACUUGUGUGCCACAUUUAAUCUCCUUACUCACUUUUCUUCUGACGGUACUUUUUGAUGUUAUGAAUACACGAUUUGGUUCAAAAGAUUUACCUCAAACUCUUCAAAACUUUGUUGCAACAGAAUUUCUUCUCAUACCUCCCAUCAUGAAUCCACUCAUUUAUGGUUUCAAGUUAACGAAAAUUCGUAACAGACUUCUGGCUGUUACAACUUUUAAGAUUAAAUGACUUUUGUCAUUCAUGGUACGGGAAAAAGACCUUUAAAGCUUGUAUUUCAAUAAAUUCCAAUUAUUAAACCAGUUAUACAGUUUGAAGUUUUUGUGUGCACAUCUCAGAUGAUCUUUGUAACCCUUGUUUUCACUAAAUAUCUUUGCUCUUUGCAUGAAAUGCAUUUUGGAUGAUAUGUUUCUUCAUAUAUGCACAAAGGAGAAAAGGAGCACAUGCCAGAAUAGUAAUAAUAAUCUUAUCAAUUACAACACGAAAGGCAGAGGAAUUAAUGUCAUAUUCACAAUCCAGCCUUGUUUCUAUCAGAUCGGAUCUGAGUGGUUCAUUUCUAACUUUCGUUUCUAGUAUUCAUUUGUUUAAGUGGAAAUUGCAUUUGAUACUUGCAUUACUUCAUUUCUGCUCAUAGCUGCAAGUGAUUUAAUUGUACUUCUUUACAAAACACCCAUGCAGGCAUGUAAUUGUUCCCGUUGUUCACAUACUGCUGUGUCUUUUCAAAUGUUUUAUUUUGUGAGAGUGAUGACUGAGGAGGCAACAACCUGUAGGUCUCAUAGUAAAACCUUACUGACCUGAAAUAUGUUUUUUUUAUUUCAUCUUGUUGUCAUUUGAGUUU
Messenger RNA from Scatophagus argus, 1773 nucleotides. Its product is annotated as olfactory receptor 13-like. The transcript has a single exon. Lineage: Eukaryota; Metazoa; Chordata; Actinopteri; Scatophagidae. The record is from RefSeq and is a predicted model, not a curated record. Gene Ontology annotation, cellular component: membrane. Gene Ontology annotation, molecular function: G protein-coupled receptor activity; olfactory receptor activity. Gene Ontology annotation, biological process: G protein-coupled receptor signaling pathway. Bases 237 to 1166 code for a protein of 309 amino acids.